CGAAGCAACCGAAGCUCUGAUCUUGUCUAAAUGAUACUGCAGGAAACAUGCAUAUAACUACGUACGGCUCUAUGCUCUCACGUGGCGCUUCCGUCUGGGCAACUGAUUCAUUGACAAAUUGUGAAACUAAUAUGAAAUCAAGACGAUCUGCGCCAAGAAAUCACCGUCCACGUUUCACUCCCUUUCCAGCACAACGACGGAAGUUCAAUUUCCUGUCCUGUUCUUCACAACUUGCCGUUUUAUACGACCGCUAUCUUGGACUGACCCUCUCAAAUUCAGCAAAUCCGAGCAGUCCUCGGGAGUCUGCCAGGAAAAAUCACUUUGUUCCACUCCCGCAGUGAUGACGACGACCGAUCAGGGACUUUGAUGUGGUGAUGUCCUGGCAGUCUGCUUCCCGAUAGUGUUUGAGGGUCAUCCACGGACCACAACACUCACAUCGCUAUAAGUAUUGCUGCCCCUCGAUGCCGAUCCGCAUUCUGUUUCUCUCCUCUCGUGUGUCGACCACACAGAGCCUUUCUUUUCUCCUUCUCUCGUCGCUUUCCUUUCCUUUCCUUCGUCGCCCUUUUUCACUUUCGCACUUAUGCGUUUCUCGUUGGCGAUAUCAGCUGUGCUGCUCUCCGUGCUGUGUGCUCAAGGGACUCCUCUCUCGGCGGAUUUGGAGAGCCGGCACAACGCGGAAGUCGAAGCUCGCGUGGGCCUCAAGUUCCACAUCCUCGUCGGCACACCGCCCGCGCAGCUCACCGGCGCGACGGACGACGACAUGUGCACGCCGGAGCAGGCUGCGGCUAUCGAGCGCUCCAUCGUCGACGCCAAGUCCGCGUCUGCGGUCGCGCGGAAGAUCCUUGGGGUACCGAAGAUGGAGAAGAGCAACGGGUUUUUCUGGAUGUUUGGCGGCGCGGCUGUCGCACCGAGUGAAGUCUCCCGCCACUUCUCGUUCGUGCAGAAACUCGGCACGCCGGACCAUAUCGCGUCGACGGUGCCCUUCGAGAACAGCCCGAACGACCUCAUCUUCACCUGCAUCCCGGCGGGGACGAAGAAGGCCGCUGAGGUGCUCGCGACCACCGUGAACAGUGGCCGCAAGACGAAGAACACGCCCGUGACGCCCGUGCUCAACCUCAUCCGGAUCUCGCCCAUUCACUUCCUGAACACGCGGACGAUGGCGCAGGCUGCAUCGGCGAUGAACCCUGGCGGCGUUUUCACCGUGAAGAACGGGCUGCAGACCGACCAGGGCGUACAGGUGCCCCCGCUCGCGUUCACCAUCAUCCACGAGGUGCAGCACUCGAACGUGCUCAUGGACAAUGCCGAGCAGGACCACCUCGUCGAUCAGAAGAUCGGACCCAAACGCGCGUAUGGCUUCCAGCAGGUGCAGAACUUGGACGCGCAUCUCAAGCAUCUCAACCCGCAGAACUACGCGUUCUUCGCUCUCUUGGCGGAAUCGAACCCCGAGUUCUUCAAGCCCGACUGCUUCAUUAGCGAGCAGCUCCCGAUCCGGGACUUUGCUGCUGAGAAGCGCGCCAAGUCGGUGGUCAAAACGAAGGCGAAGCCUGUCGCGCGGCCGCCUUCCAAGCCUGCGGCCAAACCUGUCCCAAAGCCCGUUGCGAAGCCCGUUGCGAAACCCGUCGCUAAGCCUGUCGCUAAGCCUGUGGUCAAGCCUGCUGUGAAGCCUGUAGCCAAACCCGUCACGAAGCCCGCCGUCAAACCCGUUACGAAGCCCGCUGCCAAACCUGUUGCGAAACCUGCCGCUAAGCCCAUCGCGAAACCAGCAGCAAAGCCGGUGGUCAAGCCUGCCGCGAAACCUGUCGUUAAGCCCGCUGCGAAACCUGCGGCAAAGCAACCUGUAACAGCCAAACCCGUCGCAAAGCCUGCGGCCAAGCCUGGUGCUAAGCCUCCAGCCAAGCCAGUCGCAAAGCCAGCCGCAAAGCCCGCAGCGAAACCGACGACGAAACCGGUCCCUGGCAAACCAGUCGCGAAGAAACCUGCCGCCGUGAAACCGACCCCCGCGAAGAAGCCCGCACCGCCCACCCAGUCGAAAGCUGCGACCAAGUCCGCUCCGGCUUCGGCGAAACCGAGCGCAAGCGCGAAAGCGUCUACGGCGUGCUCUGCGACGGCCGCGGUGUGCAAGGCGUGUGCGAAGAUCGUGAAGGGCAUUCCGGGUGAUGUGCAGCUGGCGAACUUUGACGACGGGACUGAGUAGGUGGCUGCAGCACGUUGUUUGUGUGUACAUGAUGGAGUGGAGCAACACAGCUGUGUUGGAGAGGUGGACUGACUUGAGUGAAACUGAGGACUGAACCUGCGACUUGAGGACUGAAGAACGAAAACUUCAGCUUUUCAUCGGUAUCCGCAAAAGACGUGCAGUUUGGGCUUGGGCCAUUCUUUCAAGUAUGAAGGAUUACAUUCUAACGAUAACCGGAAUGGAACCAGACGCAUUCAACGUGAUCUGGAAGCGCACAGUAUGUAAUGCACUAGACAUCCUCCUCACCAACUGCCCGAAACAUGAGCCCUGUCCGAAUACAUGACCGCGACGGACAGACACACCUAUACGACUCGCCGUGGAAGAAGAGGUCCUUACACAGGCACCCCAGACCAUCGACAAUCUCGAGCUGCGCGUCGGCAACCGCAUUGCGGAGGUCGUACAUGAAUGUCUCUGGGCCACAGCCUAUAGCUCAUCUCAGCAGCGGACAGAAGCAGAGGCGAGAGACUGACCGAUCAUAGCGACGGAUGUCGCGCUGUGCUUGGCCUCGUUGACGAUAGCGGACAGGCUGGGCCGGCCAUAUGCGAUCACGCCCCGUGCGAGGCUGCUCGCAUCGUCGGGAUCCUGCUUGAUCUUCUCCGCGCCGGAGCAGGUGAAGAAGAUGCGGACGUUGAUCGCUAUACACUCGGGCGCGUCCUUGAGUGCAGUGUCGAUGAAUGCCUGCAUCCACUCAUAGGCGUCUGCAGCGCGGUCAGUCCGGGUGAACACACAGACACAAACGCACGCGCACCCUCGUCUCGCACGGCAAUCACCAGCUCGACCCGCCGACAGAUCCCAGCGCACGGCGCAGCCAGAUCCGCGAGCACGGGCAGCACAAACGUCGCGCCGGUCCCGCCGGCGCACAGAAACACGGCCUCGUGCGCACGGACGGGGAAUCGCACGCCGCCGUACGGCCCGUCGAACAGCACCCGGGUCGACCAGGGCGCGGCGUCGGCAGCCCGCCGUGCCAGCGCGCGGGUGAUCCCACUGCGCACGGCCAUGAUCAUGACCGCGUCCUUGUCCUUGUCCUGCGGGAGCGAUACGAUCGUGAACGGGUGCGUCGUGAGCGCAUGCAUCCCGAGCGACAGCACGCGCACGAACGCAUGCUGCCCCGGCGCCCAGCGGAUCUUGUCGCCAACGCCGUGGAUGGUCAGCUUCACGAGCCCUGGGCCGACGGAUUCGACUGUCGCGGGGAGCCCCAGGCGGGAGACGAGUAGGGUGCGGCCCUCGCGGUAGAACCAGGAGGUGAAGUAGAGUGCGCCGGUGGCGAUGAAGUAGUC
Molecule: messenger RNA, 3510 nt
Organism: Mycena citricolor
Lineage: Eukaryota; Fungi; Basidiomycota; Agaricomycetes; Agaricales; Mycenaceae
Source: the annotation of a GenBank genome assembly